CAGAACAUGCAGCAAAAGGAGGGAGAUUCAUCUGAUUUGGAACUAAAGCAGCAUGGUAUAGAUGCUCCUACUCAACAACACGAAGAUGAUUCCUCACAGGAGCUUAAUUCCCUUCGUUUGCAGCAUAUACAUGCCAAAGAUGCUUAUCAACUACCGAGGGCUGAACAAAACACACUUCACGCCUUUGAGGUGUUGAAUUUGAAGAGAUCUGAAAAGAAUCCUGAAAAUUUAGAUUCCCGGCAUCUAAACUUGCAGGGAUUGAGUAAUCAACAAUCUAUGCAGUCAUUUCCAACAGGGACUAGCGGUCAGCAAUUGAUGGCAGCAAAGACAAGUUAUCAACCAAAAUCUGCAACUGAUUUGAGUAGCCAACCAGCAAUCGAUGUAGUUAACCAGGGCAAACAAGUGCCUUUUUCCAUCCUUAUCCCUCACAUACAACGCCAACUAGACAAAGACAGGGCGAUGCAUCUUCAGACUCUCUACCUUAAACUCAGGAAAAAUGAAAUCUCUAAGGAAGGUUUUAUACGACACAUGAGAAGUAUAAUAGGUGAGCAGAUGCUCAAAAUGGCUGUAUACAAAUUCCAAUCUCAGGCAGCUAGAAAUGAUCAGGCUGUACCUCAGUCUCAGGCUUCACCACAGCAACACCAGCAAAAUCGAACUGAUGAUUCAAGCAACUUGGCAGGUGAUAGUAAUGCUAAAAAAUUGCAUGAGGUGGAAAACCAAGCAGAUUUGCAUGGAACACCAGGAAGCCAAAUUUCUUCUUCUAGUUUGUUUGCUGUAAAACAAGAAAGAGAUUGUUCAGCAUUCCCAGUAAAGGGUCUUAAUAAGCAACAACAGCAGCAUUUGCACUUUUCACAGGCAUCUUUUCCCAAGUUUGCAAAUAUUGGGGACACCUAUAGUCCAUAUUCUGUAACUAAUGUUAGUUCAUCUAUGGGGACACCAGUCAAACAGCCAUCUAAUGAUAUACAGAUAAGGCAAAUUCCGGCUUAUCCAAAUAGAAAUGCAACUCCAUUAAGAGCCUCAACACAUGCCGUGAAUAUGAUAAAUGCACCUAAGCUUGAAAGACAAAAUUCAUUUGGUGAACCCAAAAGAAUACCAGGUGGAAGUCUUUCUCAUGUGUCAAAUACAUCAACAAUGCAACAGAGUUCACUUCAAUGGUCACGGUCCACCAAUAAAGAGCAGAAAAUUCUUCUUUCGACACCAAUGACCAAUCUAAAGCCUGAACCAAUUGAUCAUUUGCAUGACCAGGGGCAUGAAUCGCAGUUGGCAUCCUUCACAUCAGUUCAAGUAGAACAAGGAAAUUCCAGCUCAGUGAGUUCAAAGGAUGAAGCUUUUAAAGUGCAGACGUCUAGAAUGGGUAUCUCAACAACCACUAGCAUCAAACCUUCAAAUUUACUCUCCCUUUCAGUGUCAUCUCAAAUGGACACUAUUACAUUGUUGAAUUCUAGAACACCUUCUGUGAUAUCUCCCAUUGGGCCCGCAAACAAUGGAAAGAUACCCUUGAAAAUGCCUACUAUCGGGCAGAAGAAGCCUCUCGUUACGCAAGGUUUCUCUCCUCCACCUUCAGGAAAGAAGCAAAAGGUGUCUGGAGCCUUUUCAGAUCAGAGCAUUGAACAACUUAAUGAUGUUACGGCUGUUAGUGGAGUUAAUCUAAAGGAGGAGGAAGAACAACUAUUUUCUGGGCCCAAGGAAGACAGUCGACUUUCUGAAGCAUCUCAUCAAGCUGUGCGAGAAGAAGAGGAAAGGCUGAUUCUGCAGAAAAUUCCGCUUCAAAAGAAAUUGACUGGAAUAAUGGCAAAAUGUGGUUUAAAGAAUAUGAGCAGUGAUGUCGAAAGAUGCUUAUCAUUGUGUGUGGAGGAAAGGAUGCUUGGACUUAUGAGCAGUCUCAUCAGACUAUCGAAACAGGAUUUAUGCCAGAACUAUGAGAUGGAGUACCAUUUAUUUUUGCAGAGGGUCAAUAUUGAGAAGUCAAGACAUAGAACAAUUGUCACCUCAGAUGUUGGUCAACAAAUAAUGUUAAUGAACCGGAAAGUUCGGGAAGAAUGGGAAAAGAAGCAGGCAGAAGCAGAAAAAUUACAAGUGGCAAAUGAACCAGAGGAUGAUAUUGGAGAUGAUGGUGAUAAGGAGAAGGAUGCAGGUUGCAUAAGGUCAAUGAAGGGAAACAAGGAAGAGGAUGACAAGUUGCGGACAACAGCUGCAAAUGUUGCUGCUCGAGCUGCAGUUGGAGGAGAUGAUAUGAUGUCGAAGUGGCAAUUAAUGGCUGAACAGGCCAGGCAGAAGCGAGAAGGGGCACUCGACGUGGUGUCUCAUUCACAGCCUGGUAAAGCCUUAUCAACUCCCACAAGAAAUCUGAGAGACAAUCAAGAAGCUAAGAACAGAACCCCUAUUACACUUGGUGCUGUUAGAAGAGUUGGCAAAAGUCAAGUUGCAUUACACGCCAGGGUUCCUCGCAAUAUUACUGUCAAGGAUGUGAUAGCCGUCCUUGAAAGAGAAGCUCAAAUGUUCAAGUCUACAUUGAUAUACCGCUUCCAUGAAAAAAUGCGGUCUGAUGCUCCAGCUGAAUUAGUUAACAAUAGCGCAUAUUAACCCCCUCCCACAACAAGACCACCGACAAAAAAAGAGAAACAUUAACAAUAGUGUUGUAUGCUGUCAAAGUCGUAUGCCCCGAUGUGGAAGUUCGAGGUUCCGCUCUAGGUCCAAGCUCGGGAGAAGUCAAGUUUGAAACCGGUGGGCCACGUUCGAGCUCUAAGAAAGAGCCUGAUGUUCGGAAGCGGGAGUUCGGAGAAUACCAAGGCCAAGUGUACUCGACCUCGAAAUACUACUGUUAUGGAGUUGUACUAAAGCAAGCUAGAUUUCUGCCAUGUCCCAUAUGUUACGGCGUAAAUCAUGGAAUAGGAUUGUACGAUUUCGUACUAGACGGUUAGAUAGCUGUACCAAGAACAUUCCCUGCCGUAAAUGGAAAUAUUCCUUAUUUAGAAUUCCCCCUUUAUAAGGGAGAUCCCAAUAAUUUGUGACAUUAUCUUUUACUGUGUAGAGAAUAUACUCUCUACUUUUGGCUUGCUAUUCAUCAGAAUUGUUCCUUAGCU
Messenger RNA from Nicotiana attenuata, 3083 nucleotides. RefSeq names its product transcription initiation factor TFIID subunit 4b-like. Gene Ontology annotation, cellular component: transcription factor TFIID complex. The transcript has 14 exons. Bases 7 to 2583 code for a protein of 858 amino acids. NCBI's taxonomy places the organism in Eukaryota, Viridiplantae, Streptophyta, Magnoliopsida, Solanales, Solanaceae. Gene Ontology annotation, biological process: transcription initiation at RNA polymerase II promoter. Gene Ontology annotation, molecular function: DNA binding; RNA polymerase II general transcription initiation factor activity; protein heterodimerization activity. The record is from RefSeq and is a predicted model, not a curated record.